GUUCUUUGAUUAGGGCAUUGGAUGCAAAUGUAAAAUACUCUCUCCUUUUCUUCUAUCAGCUGUUCAGAGGAGACUCAUUACAACUCCUGCUGAAGCUCCUAGUCUUCUUCCCUUCUCUUCUGCCCCUACCCCCUACCCUCACUGGCCGGAAGACAUUGUACCCAGAGUUUGCCUUACCUCCCCAGUGUGCUAUGUGUAUGGUAAACCUGGUACUAUGGCCUCGUCUGGGACUGGCCAGAUAACUGCUGCUGGCUCUCCCUAUUCCAAGGAUUUAAAGGGGAAUUGCACUGCAGGCAAUGCACCAGAGCAGCAGCAUCGGGAGCUUGGGGACUAAGGCUCCUCUGACAUUAUUACAAACACACAGAGCUGACCGCAAUGACAGCAGCUGCUCCUUUGAACUGUUGGCAGCAGUCAAGCGGCAGCAUGAAGUGAGAGAUCACUCCUGAGCUCAAGAUGAACUCCACCUUGGAUGGUAAUCAGAGCAGCAGCCCUUUCUGCCUCUUGGCAUUUGGCUAUUUGGAAACUGUCGAUUUUUGCAUUUUGGAAGUGUCGAUUAUCGUCUUUCUAACUGUAUUGAUUAUUUCUGGCAACAUCAUUGUGAUUUUUGUAUUUCACUGUGCACCUUUGUUGAACCACCACACUACAAGUUAUUUUAUUCAGACUAUGGCAUACGCUGACCUCUUGGUUGGGGUAAGCUGCCUGGUCCCUUCAUUAUCUCUCCUCCACUACCCCCUUCCGGUAAAGGAGUCCUUGACUUGCCAGGUAUUUGGUUUUGUAGUAUCGGUUCUGAAGAGUGUCUCCAUGGCCUCUCUGGCCUGUAUCAGCAUCGAUAGAUAUAUUGCCAUCACUAAACCUUUAACCUAUAAUACCCUGGUUACGCCCUGGAGACUACGCCUAUGUAUUUUCCUGAUUUGGCUGUACUCCACUCUGGUCUUCCUGCCUUCCUUUUUCCACUGGGGCAAACCUGGAUAUCAUGGAGAUGUGUUUCAGUGGUGUGCGGAGUCCUGGCACACCGACCCCUACUUCACCCUGUUCAUCGUGAUGAUGUUAUAUGCCCCAGCAGCCCUCAUUGUGUGCUUCACCUAUUUCAACAUCUUCCGAAUCUGCCAACAGCACACAAAGGAAAUCAGCGAAAGGCAAGCCCGCUUCAGCAGCCAGAAUGGGGAGACUGGGGAGGUGCAGGCCUGUCCCGAUAAGCGCUAUGCCAUGGUCCUGUUCCGAAUUACUAGUGUAUUUUACAUCCUCUGGUUGCCAUACAUCAUCUACUUCUUGUUGGAGAGCUCCACUGGCCACAGCAACCGCUUCGCAUCCUUCUUGACCACCUGGCUUGCUAUUAGUAACAGUUUCUGCAACUGUGUCAUUUAUAGUCUCUCCAACAGCGUCUUCCAAAGGGGACUAAAGCGCCUCUCAGGGGCCAUGUGUACCUCUUGUGCAAGUCAGACCAUAGCUAAGGACCCUUACACGGAUAGGAACAAAGGCCCCCUUAAUGGAUGCCAUGUCUGAAGUGGUUCAGAUAUUGGGUCACUGUGUGUGUGUGUGUGUGUGUGUUUUUCCUUUUUAUCUCUUUGUAUUUCGAGUUCAGUAGGAAAUCGGGGACAAAAUAAUUUGACUCUAAGCAAUAGCAAACAAAUGGUCCAUCCAAAAUACCUUCUAAGUUUGCAGAAAUGAUUUUCUAAAAAAGUGCUUUUCAAUCAGAAGAAUCAGGACUGUGAAGAUAAAUUGCUCUUGGUAUCAAUUUUUGUAAUGUGGGAAAUGACUAUAGUUCUCAGAUUUAAAAUGAAUAAAGCCAUGUCUAACACCUCUUUCCAGCUGGCAUGACUGAACCUGAAUGUGGAAAGCGUCAGCAUUUUUAGAAGUCAUCGUUUUCUUGUUGCUUUUCUGGGUUCUUUCCGGCUGCUUGGGCUUCACAUGCAAUUGAUUUCUUUUAACGGAAUAUUAAAAUACAGUGAUGAAUUAACAGGGUUUUUUAAUUUAUGUAUGCCAAAGUAUAACUACACUGCAAAUUUCAACACUGUCAUUUAAAAAGCCACGUUUUGUCUUAUUCUCUUGAGAAAAUUCUCAAUACAGUGAAUAAUGUGAACACUUAAACAUUAAUUUUAGAAUCUUGCGAUGAACUGUGCAGCAAAACUGUAGUAAAUCAUACAGUUUAUGAAAAACUGGGCUACUUUUUGUGCUAUGCUUCAUGGAGAUCUAAAGAAAUAUGUGCAUAGAAAGUGAUUGUGUUGCAGUAUUUUUGCCGUGCCUUUGUGUGUGUGUUGAGAAUAUUUGAAUUUAGUUAGAUUUCUCUUUGAUAGCAAAAUAUGUUUUAAUAAGCUGAAAGAUAAUUAAAUGAUAGGCUGAUGGAUGCCGUUUUUAUGGUGAAAAUAUAUAAAAAUAUAUCUUGAGUCUUCUCUAUUCAUUUUAUCCAGAGACUUCUGAAAUAUGAGAAUAUCAGGGAGAAAGUUGUCCUAAGCAACUGAGUCAUAAAAUAUACUGUACAUUUAACUAUCUUGUUUUUAAAAUAGAAGGGGAUUGAGAUUAAAUUUGUGGUUAAAUGGAAUCAACUAAUACAGUAGCAACUAAUUCUUUUGAAAGCAUUCUUUUAGUUAGUGUUAAGGAACCCACAUUUGAACGAGAAAAGGAGAAAUUCUGAUUAAUCUAAGUCUCUCUUAUUGCUAUUCUCUUUCUGGAAAAAAAUCCUUUGAGAUACGGUUCUUUCCUUAAUAGUCUUUUUUUUUUAAGCCAAAGUACUAGCAAAAUCUGUAGGAUUUUAUUAUUCUGUAGAAUUAUUAAUUGAGAGUACUGUGUAUUUGUAUGCAGUAGUGAUGUUUUGUUCUUAAAAGUGAUUAUCUAGAGAUGUUUUGUUCUUAAAAGUGGUUAUCUUUAGAGCAAGAAGUUUAUUUUUCUAAAAAGAGAGAAGGAUUUCCCAGCAGCUCCAGGCAUGAGAGUAUUUCCUCUACUUUUCUACUGGUUUUAAUGUUUUGGAAGUCUUUAGGGGACUUAUGUGAUCUCUGCCUUUGGCUAGAUGUUGUUAUCUGGGUGUGACAGUAGUGUUCAGUGACAUGGAAGAUGGAAGAAACCCAAGGGACAUGGGUAAAAGUGGGUAUUUGAAUCCAAGAAAGGACAUGGAUAUUUAUAAAACAGGCAGAUAUGCUUUGGUUUUUUGUCAUGAUAUUAGAAAACCUCCUACCACUUUAUAAAAUAAAGGGCAGCAUUCUUAUGAUUUUAGGUUUUAGAUAUCGAUUUGAU
Molecule: messenger RNA, 3228 nt
Organism: Diceros bicornis minor
Lineage: Eukaryota; Metazoa; Chordata; Mammalia; Perissodactyla; Rhinocerotidae
Gene: GPR21
Product: G protein-coupled receptor 21
Exons: 1
Coding region: 454-1503 (349 amino acids)
Biological process (GO): G protein-coupled receptor signaling pathway
Cellular component (GO): membrane
Molecular function (GO): G protein-coupled receptor activity
Source: RefSeq, a predicted model, not a curated record